CCCCCGCCCAUUUAUAUAUAAAUAUAUAUAUAGAAAUAAUGGGUCUGCAGAUGGCAGCAGCAUCCUCCAGUUAUGUUGCAGCAACAUCCAGCAUCCUUGUAGUGCUGUUGCUUAUCAUCUGGACACCCCCACACGUUGAUGCAGCCCAUGCAAAUUUUUCGGAUUUCCCUUAUAUACAAUAUCUGACACAUCCACCGGAGAUCAUCAGGAAGCCACAAAACCAGGGCGUACGUGUGGGCGGAGUGGCAAGUUUCUAUUGUGCGGCCCGUGGUGAUCCGCCGCCAUCGAUAGUCUGGCGCAAGAACAGUAAAAAAGUUUCAGGGACACAAUCACGAUACACAGUGCUGGAACAACCAGGAGGCAUAUCUAUAUUAAGAAUUGAGCCAGUUCGUGCUGGACGUGAUGAUGCUCCAUAUGAAUGUGUGGCCGAGAAUGGUGUUGGCGAUGCUGUAUCCGCAGAUGCAACUUUAACCAUCUAUGAAGGCGAUAAAACACCCGCAGGCUUUCCGGUUAUAACACAGGGUCCAGGCACACGCGUCAUUGAAGUGGGUCAUACGGUGCUCAUGCAGUGCAAAGCCAUUGGCAAUCCCACACCAAAUAUCUAUUGGAUUAAGAAUCAGACAAAAGUUGAUAUGAGCAAUCCACGUUAUGCCCUCAAAGAUGGCUUCUUGCAAAUCGAAAAUAGCCGCGAAGAGGAUCAAGGCAAAUACGAAUGUGUAGCUGAAAAUUCGGUGGGCACUGAACAUUCAAAGGCAACAAAUUUAUAUGUGAAAGUACGUCGUGUACCCCCAACAUUCUCCCGUCCACCAGAGCCCAUCAAUGAGGUAAUGUUGGGAUCAAGUCUAAAUCUAUCCUGCAUUGCUGUUGGCUCUCCCAUGCCGCACGUGAAAUGGAUGAAGGGUGCUCAUGACCUUACACCGGAGAAUGAUAUACCAAUUGGACGAAAUGUUUUGCAGUUGAAUAGUAUUCAAGAGAGCGCCAAUUACACAUGUAUAGCCGCCUCUUCGUUGGGCCAAAUCGAAGCGGUAUCGGUGGUGAAAGUGCAAUCUCUACCCACGGCUCCCACCGAUGUGCAAAUCUCUGAGGUGACCGCCACUUCAGUGCGUUUGGAGUGGUCCUAUAAGGGUCCCGAGGAUUUGCAAUAUUAUGUAAUCCAAUAUAAACCGAAGAAUGCCAAUCAGGCCUUUAGCGAAAUAAGUGGCAUCAUUACCAUGUACUAUGUGGUCCGUGCUCUGAGUCCCUAUACCGAAUAUGAAUUCUAUGUGAUAGCUGUAAAUAACAUUGGACGUGGACCGCCAUCGGCUCCAGCGACAUGUACCACCGGCGAUUUCUCAUUUGGUGGCACAAAAAUGGAAAGUGCACCACGUAAUGUCCAAGUGCGCACGUUAAGCUCAUCGACUAUGGUUAUUACUUGGGAACCACCGGAGACGCCCAAUGGACAAGUGACCGGCUACAAGGUAUACUACACGACCAAUUCAAAUCAGCCGGAAGCCUCAUGGAAUUCACAAAUGGUUGACAAUAGUGAAUUGACAACGGUAUCGGAGCUAACACCCCAUGCCAUUUAUACGGUUCGUGUACAGGCUUAUACCUCAAUGGGAGCUGGUCCUAUGUCCACGCCGGUUCAAGUGAAGGCUCAGCAAGGUGUGCCAUCACAACCGAGCAAUUUCCGGGCCACUGAUAUCGGCGAGACCGCAGUCACAUUGCAAUGGUCGAAGCCCACGCAUUCCAGUGAGAAUAUCGUUCACUAUGAACUCUAUUGGAAUGACACAUAUGCCAAUCAGGCACAUCAUAAGCGCAUUUCGAACUCGGAAUCAUAUACGCUUGAUGGUCUAUAUCCCGAUACCUUGUAUUAUAUAUGGCUAGCGGCAAGAUCUCAACGUGGUGAAGGCGCUACUACACCGCCGAUUCCUGUACGCACCAAACAAUAUGUACCAGGUGCACCGCCACGCAAUAUCACCGCCGUAGCGACCAGCUCGACAAUGAUCGCCCUUAGCUGGCUGCCACCGCCAAUUGAGCGUUCAAAUGGACGCAUCAUAUACUAUAAGGUCUUCUGCGUUGAGGUGGGCCGUGAAGAUGAUGAGGCAACCACUUUGACAUUGAAUAUGACCAGCAUUGUCCUCGAUGAACUGAAACGUUGGACUGAGUAUAAAAUCUGGGUGUUGGCUGGCACCAAAGUGGGCGAUGGUCCGCGCUCAUAUCCCAUCAUAUUACGCACUCAAGAGGAUGUGCCUGGCGAUCCACAGGAGGUUAAAGCAACUCCUUUGAAUUCCACAUCGAUACAUGUCAGCUGGAAACCGCCACUAGAAAAGGAUCGAAAUGGCAUUAUACGUGGCUAUCACAUACAUGCCCAGGAAAUGCGUGAUGAGGGCAAGGGCUUUCUCAAUGAGCCAUUGAAAUUCGAUGUGGUGGACACACUGGAGUUUAAUGUGACUGGACUUCAACCUGACACGAAAUACUCCAUACAAGUGGCUGCUCUGACACGAAAGGGUGAUGGCGAUCGCAGUGCGGCAAUUAUUGUCAAGACUCCAGGCGGUGUACCCGUUCGACCGACUGUCAGUCUCAAGAUAAUGGAACGUGAUCCUAUUGUAUCAAUCGAACUGGAAUGGGAGCGUCCUGCCCAGACUUAUGGUGAGCUGCGUGGCUAUCGUUUACGUUGGGGUGUCAAGGAUCAGGCACUGAAAGAAGAGAUGCUACCAGGACCUCAGAUGACAAAGAAACGUUUUAAUGAUCUGGAACGUGGUGUGGAGUAUGAAUUUCGUGUGGCCGGCAGUAAUCACAUUGGCAUAGGCCAAGAGACAGUGAAGAUGUUCCAGACACCCGAGGGCACACCAAGUGGUCCACCUGCCAAUAUCACUGUACGCUUCCAGACACCCGAUGUGGUGUGUGUUACCUGGGAUCCACCGACGAGGGAGCAUCGUAAUGGCAUAAUAACGCGCUACGAUGUGGUGUUCCAUAAGAAAAUCGAUCACGGGUUGGGCUCAGAGAGGAAUAUGACAUUGCGUAAGGCGGUCUUUACCAAUCUAGAGGAGAAUACCGAGUAUAUCUUUAAGGUGCGAGCCUAUACGAAGCAGGGAGCAGGUCCAUUCAGUGAUAAAUUACCUGUGGAAACGGAACGCGACAUGGGUAGAGCUCCGAUGUCGGUUCAAGCGGUGGCCACAUCCGAACAGACAGCGGAAAUCUGGUGGGAACCUGUACCCAGUCGUGGCAAAUUGUUGGGCUAUAAAAUCUUCUAUACGAUGACAGCUGUUGAGGAUCUCGAUGACUGGCAAACCAAGACAGUGGGCCUAACUGAGUCUGCCGAUUUGGUAAAUCUGGAAAAGUUUGCCCAAUAUGCUGUGGCCAUAGCGGCUAGAUUUAAAAACGGUCUCGGUCGUCUCAGCGAGAAAGUGACAGUUCGCAUUAAACCCGAAGAUGUUCCUCUGAAUUUGCGUGCCCAUGAUGUGAGUACCCAUUCGAUGACACUCAGUUGGUCGCCACCCAUACGCUUGAAUCCUGUCAACUAUAAAAUAAGUUUCGAUGCCAUGAAAGUCUUUGUGGACUCGCAAGGAUUCUCCCAAACGCAAACGGUUCAAAAGAGAGAAAUUAUACUAAAGCACUAUGUAAAGACCCACACGAUAAAUGAGUUGAGUCCGUUUACCACAUACAAUGUGAAUGUUAGUGCCAUACCCUCGGAUUAUUCAUAUCGCCCGCCCACCAAAAUCACCGUGACCACCCAAAUGGCUGCCCCACAGCCCAUGGUUAAGCCAGAUUUCUAUGGUGUGGUGAACGGUGAGGAGAUUCUGGUUAUAUUACCUCAGGCCUCGGAAGAAUAUGGUCCGAUUUCGCAUUACUAUUUGGUUGUGGUGCCAGAGGAUAAAUCAAAUUUGCACAAGAAUCCCGAUCAAUUCCUAACCGAUGACCUGCUGCCAGGACGCAAUAAACCCGAACGGCCAAAUGCUCCAUAUAUUGCAGCCAAGUUUCCACAGCGUUCGAUACCAUUUACAUUCCAUUUGGGUUCUGGUGAUGAUUAUCAUAAUUUUACGAAUCGCAAAUUGGAGCGAGAGAAACGUUACAGGAUAUUCGUACGAGCUGUGGUGGAUACGCCGCAAAAGCAUCUGUAUACCUCCAGUCCGUUCUCGGAGUUCUUGUCCCUGGAUAUGCGAGAGGCACCGCCUGGUGAGCGACCACAUCGUCCCGAUCCCAAUUGGCCCUCGGAACCGGAAGUUUCGGUGAAUAAGAACAAAGAGCAACCUGAAAUCCUUUGGGUUAUUCUGCCUCUAAUGGUGUCCACCUUUAUUGUGUCGACGGCUUUGAUUGUCUUUUGCGUGGUGAAGAGGCGUCGCCAACCCUGCAAAACUCCCGAUCAGGCGGCAGUGACCCGUCCUUUAAUGGCUGCCGAUUUGGGUGCCGGACCGACACCAAGUGAUCCUGUGGAUAUGCGACGUUUGAAUUUCCAAACACCUGGCAUGAUCUCCCAUCCACCCAUACCCAUAUCGGAAUUUUCUAAUCACAUUGAACGUCUCAAGUCGAAUGACAAUCAGAAAUUCUCACAAGAAUACGAGAGCAUUGAGCCGGGUCAGCAAUUCACGUGGGAUAACUCCAAUUUGGAGCAUAACAAGUCAAAGAAUCGCUAUGCCAAUGUCACGGCCUAUGAUCACUCGCGUGUCCAGUUGCCAGCAGCCCCGGAAGGAACACCCGGUUCGGAUUACAUUAAUGCCAACUACUGUGAUGGCUAUCGCAAACAUAAUGCCUAUGUGGCCACCCAAGGACCAUUGCAAGAGACCUUUGCCGACUUCUGGCGCAUGUGCUGGGAACUGAAGACAGCGACCAUUGUGAUGAUGACGCGUCUGGAGGAGCGUACACGCAUCAAAUGUGAUCAAUAUUGGCCAUCGCGUGGCACCGAGACAUAUGGACAAAUAUUUGUGACCAUCACCGAGACCCAGGAGCUGGCCACCUAUAGCAUACGGACGUUCCAACUUUGCCGUCAGGGAUUCAAUGAUAGGCGUGAGAUAAAACAAUUGCAAUUCACAGCCUGGCCAGAUCAUGGAGUACCCGAUCAUCCGGCACCGUUCCUGCAAUUCUUGCGUCGUUGUCGUGCCCUAACUCCUCCCGAAUCCGGACCCGUUAUUGUCCACUGCUCAGCCGGAGUGGGACGUACUGGUUGCUAUAUAGUUAUUGAUUCGAUGUUGGAGCGCAUGAAGCACGAGAAGAUUAUCGAUAUCUAUGGCCAUGUUACCUGUCUGCGUGCCCAACGCAAUUAUAUGGUUCAGACCGAAGAUCAAUAUAUCUUUAUACACGAUGCCAUAUUGGAGGCCAUCAUUUGUGGCCUGACCGAAGUGCCGGCUCGUAAUCUUCAUUCGCAUCUGCAGAAACUACUCACCACCGAACCGGGCGAAAGUAUUUCCGGCAUGGAAGUGGAAUUCAAAAAGUUGUCCAAUGUGAAAAUGGAUUCAUCGAAAUUUGUCACCGCCAAUUUGGCAUGCAAUAAGCAUAAGAAUCGUUUGGUACACAUUCUGCCAUACGAAUCGAGUCGCGUCUAUUUGACACCCAUCCAUGGCAUUGAGGGCAGCGACUAUGUGAAUGCCAGUUUCAUUGAUGGCUAUCGUUAUCGUUCGGCCUACAUUGCGGCCCAGGGACCAGUACAGGACACAGCCGAGGACUUUUGGCGCAUGCUCUGGGAACAUAAUUCCACCAUUGUAGUCAUGUUGACCAAACUAAAGGAAAUGGGCAGAGAGAAAUGCUUUCAGUAUUGGCCUCAUGAACGCUCUGUGCGCUAUCAGUAUUAUGUUGUGGAUCCCAUUGCCGAAUACAAUAUGCCUCAGUAUAAGCUAAGGGAAUUUAAGGUAACCGAUGCCCGCGAUGGCUCCUCCCGCACUGUACGGCAAUUCCAGUUCAUUGAUUGGCCCGAACAGGGUGUACCCAAAUCUGGUGAGGGCUUCAUCGAUUUCAUUGGCCAAGUGCACAAGACGAAAGAGCAAUUUGGCCAAGAUGGACCCAUAACAGUUCACUGCUCGGCGGGUGUGGGACGCUCCGGUGUCUUUAUUACCCUCAGCAUUGUGCUCGAGCGUAUGCAAUAUGAGGGAGUACUCGAUGUAUUCCAAACUGUACGGAUAUUACGCUCACAACGUCCGGCCAUGGUGCAAACUGAGGAUCAAUAUCAUUUCUGUUAUCGUGCUGCUUUGGAAUAUUUGGGCUCAUUCGAUAACUAUGCAAAUUAAAAGGGGAAAAAACCUUCAUUCUUUUCCUUUUGUUUUUUGAAAAGGCGGAGCAAAAAUCUUGUCGAACGAUGUAAACGAUUUUCUUUGAUUUUAAACUCUACGCAUAAUACAAGCAUUUACCAUAUACAAAAAAAAAAAACAAAACAAAAAAAAAAAAAGAAUAUGGAGAAUAUAUCUUAUCUUUAAAGUAUUAUAGCCAGCUACUGCCCACAAAAGAAAACAAAAGAGAUACAUACACAGACAAAAUUACUUAAUCUACUCUAAAUCGCUAUAAAUUAUAUGUUUUCUUAGUUAUUAAGUGCACCCCGAGACACGCCCACUUAUGAGAUGCUGCUUAAUUUUUCUCUUCAAUCGCAAUUCAAUUUUCUUUUAUUUUGUAUGCAUUUUUCUUUUGAUAAUUGUGAACUAAAAAAGACUGUUACACAUUUAAUUAUCAGUAAUUUAUAUAUAUAUGCAUAUACAU
This is a messenger RNA of Drosophila willistoni, 6660 nucleotides long. RefSeq names its product tyrosine-protein phosphatase Lar (gene Lar). The transcript has 19 exons. Gene Ontology annotation, molecular function: protein binding; protein tyrosine phosphatase activity. The record is from RefSeq and is a predicted model, not a curated record. Bases 39 to 6197 code for a protein of 2052 amino acids. Gene Ontology annotation, biological process: protein dephosphorylation. Lineage: Eukaryota; Metazoa; Arthropoda; Insecta; Diptera; Drosophilidae.